CGCCAUUUCAUUUGGCAACAACAACUACAGUUUUUUAGCAGUUCUCAGCGGCAAGAUGGCGGAGGAUAGUCGAAGCCGCUCAAUUGGCCAAUAUCCACCUCUUCCUUCUGUCCUGACACAAAAUUCGUCCGCAACACAAGGAGCUGCAUCAUCUGCAAUGGCAUCCUCGGCUGACAGUGGCGACAUCAAACCAGUUUUAAGUUACGAUGCCGAUGGCAAAAGUAGUGAAGAAACUCAAGGCAUGGCUGGACACAAUUUGACAGAGUUUCUUAGCCAGUUGGAAGAUUAUACUCCCACGAUUCCAGAUGCAGUGACGGUGCAUUAUCUACAGAGAUCAGGAUUCGAGGCCACUGACCCAAGGAUCGUUCGAUUGGCAUCUUUAGCAGCACAGAAGUUUGUAUCAGACAUUGCACAUGAUGCUUUACAGCACUGCAAAAUGCGUGGGUCUGGACAAAACUCAAGAAAAUCAGGAAAGGACAAAAGGUACACACUAACAAUGGAAGAUCUGAUACCUGCACUUGCUGAGUAUGGAAUAAAUGUUAAGAAACCACCAUACUUUUACUGAUAUUAAAGGAUUUGUGUCACAAAAGAACAUUGUUUUUCCAAUGAGCUAUCAAAUUCCUUUGACAGGUGUAACUGGCCUACAUUAAUCCCUUUGACAAAUGCAAAUAUUGUUGUGUUGUGUUGUGGAUAUGGGGAAGUGUCUUUAUAUCAAUUAACAUUUUAUCAAGAACCUGCAUCCUAGUGGAUGAGUGUCCAACUUAAUAAAGUACAUUUGGAAUAAAUUGUGUUAUGAAUUGUCUUUAUUAGAAAGUUGGAUCAUUAUGUAUGUGCAGACAUUAAUCUGUAGAUUUAGUUCAAACAUAUUUAGUUUGUUUUAUUUAUAUGCUGACAAAUGCUUACUUAAGGUAAAGAGGUAUAGCAAAAACUCCCAUAAACACUUUUGGAUUAUUUUGUCCUGCCAGCUUUACAAAACGUUUUGGCUAUUUUCCAAUAUAUACUAGGUUCCAUUACUUUAUAUUCUGUAUCAGUUAUAGCAAGUAUACUAAAUGCUACUAUGUACAUGAUAGAUUGAGUAUUAAUGAAAAGUAUACAAGAUGCUUGGAAAA
Messenger RNA from Rhopilema esculentum, 1109 nucleotides. RefSeq names its product transcription initiation factor TFIID subunit 10. Gene Ontology annotation, molecular function: RNA polymerase II general transcription initiation factor activity; promoter-specific chromatin binding. Gene Ontology annotation, biological process: transcription initiation at RNA polymerase II promoter. Gene Ontology annotation, cellular component: SAGA complex; transcription factor TFIID complex; nucleus. The record is from RefSeq and is a predicted model, not a curated record. NCBI's taxonomy places the organism in Eukaryota, Metazoa, Cnidaria, Scyphozoa, Rhizostomeae, Rhizostomatidae.